GCCACAUUAAUAGCCACCAUGGCCAGCCUGUCUUCCUUCCUCUCCUCUGCAAGCUCCUUCACCACCCACUCCAUUUCUGCCAACAGAUCACAAUAUCCCUUCAAUUUCCCCAAAACCAUCUCAUGCAAAUCUAAUGAAAAAGAUGACAACAACAUUCAACAAAGCAAAUCCAUUGGCGGCCGGCGCGAUCUUCUCAUAAGCCUCGGCGGCCUCUACGGCGCAGCAACAAGCCUUGCCGCCGAUCACCGCCUGGCGAUUGCCUCUCCCAUUCAAGCCCCCGAUCUCUCUAAGUGCGGCCCUGCCGAAAUCCCUGCCGGUGGAACUCCGACCAACUGCUGUCCGCCCUUCAAUUCCUCUAUUAUUGACUUUGUCCCGCCACCCCGCAACGGGCCGCUUCGUGUUCGCCCGGCCGCCCAGCUUGUCGACGGCGAGUAUUUGAAAAAGUAUCAAAAGGCUGUGGAGCUUAUGCGAGCUCUCCCGGCGGAUGAUCCCCGCAACUUCACGCAGCAAGCCAAUGUUCACUGUGCUUAUUGCGAUGGCGCUUACGACCAAAUUGGCUUUCCCAAACUUGACAUUCAGGUGCACAACUCGUGGAUUUUCUUCCCCUGGCACCGCUACUACCUCUACUUCCACGAGCGCAUCCUCGGCAAGCUCAUCGGCGACGAUAACUUCGCCAUCCCCUUCUGGAACUGGGACUCCCCGGACGGAAUGGUGAUGCCAGCUUUCUACACCAACAAGUCCUCUUCCCUCUACAACAACAACCGCGACCCCAGCCAUCAACCGCCCGUCACCAUCGACCUUGACGGCAACGCGCAUCCCGGCUUCACCAAAGACGAGCUAAUCGACGAUAACCUCAAGCUCAUGUACCGACAAAUGAUAUCCAAUGGCAAGAACGCGAAGCUCUUCAUGGGCUCGCCGUACCGGGCCGGGGACCAACCCAGCCCCGGCAGUGGAUCCAUUGAGCAAACCCCACACGGGCCGGUACAUGUCUGGACCGGGAAUCCGGCCAAUCCUAACGAUGAAGAUAUGGGUACCUUGUACUCCGCCGCGCGGGAUCCUAUCUUCUUCGCACAUCAUGGCAAUAUUGACCGCCUCUGGUCAGUCUGGAAGACGCUCGGCGGCAAGCGGAGAGACUUUAAGGACCUUGACUGGCUCGACGCCUCUUUCCUCUUCUAUGACGAGAACGCGCAGCUUGUGAGGGUGAAGAUCAGGGACUGCCUUGAAACGGAGACCUUGGGAUACAAAUACCAGGAGGUGGAGAAUCCUUGGUUAAAUAGUCGCCCGACUCCUAAGGCGGCUAAGGCGACGACGAAUAAGUUGUUGAAGAAAAAGUCACCGCAGGCCGUGAUCGGGGUUCCUGCGUUCCCCAUUACGCUUGAUAAGCCGGUGAGUGUGACGGUGAAAAGGCCGAAGAGAGGGAGGAGCAAGAAGGAGAAGGAUGAUGAAGAGGAGGUGCUUUUGGUGGAAGACAUAGUGGUAAGCCGACAUGAGUUCGUGAAAUUCGAUGUGUACAUAAACUCGCCGGAGGAGGAUAAGCUGAGGCCUUCGGCAAGUGAAUUCGCAGGAUCUUUCGUGAACUUGUCGCACAAGCAUGGGCAUGCUAAGAAGGUGAAGGAUAUCAAGACUAAUUUGAGGCUUGGAAUAACGGAUUUGCUUGAGGAUCUUAGGGCUGAGGAUGAUGACAGCGUGGUGGUUACGUUGGUGCCGAGGAGUGCGAAUGGGAACAAGGUGAAGGUUGGCGGCCUUCGUAUUGAGUUCUCUUCUUGAGAGCUUAGCUGAUACGUACAUGCAUUCGUAAUUUGUUUUGCAGUUGUUAAUAAGCGUUGUUUGUUUAUUAUAUUUAUGUGAUUAAUAAUGCCGCCGGUUGCCCGGCCGCCAGGACCAUGCUUUGGUUUUGUAAUGCCAUAAUCGCUGUUGGUGUAUCUUCUUUAUAUUAUGGAAUGUCAUUAAUAUUUUUUUAUUAA
This is a messenger RNA of Dendrobium catenatum, 1964 nucleotides long. Its product is annotated as polyphenol oxidase, chloroplastic. Bases 19 to 1767 code for a protein of 582 amino acids. The transcript is spliced from 2 exons. The record is from RefSeq and is a predicted model, not a curated record. Gene Ontology annotation, molecular function: catechol oxidase activity. Lineage: Eukaryota; Viridiplantae; Streptophyta; Magnoliopsida; Asparagales; Orchidaceae. Gene Ontology annotation, biological process: pigment biosynthetic process.